Messenger RNA from Magallana angulata, 1260 nucleotides. RefSeq names its product protein draper-like. The transcript is spliced from 7 exons. The record is from RefSeq and is a predicted model, not a curated record. Lineage: Eukaryota; Metazoa; Mollusca; Bivalvia; Ostreida; Ostreidae. Bases 133 to 1062 code for a protein of 309 amino acids.
GCCAGCAAUUCGCAGAAAUCAGCUGUUAUUAAUCAGUCCAUAUGAAGUGAAUAUUACUGUUAGGAAUUUAAAGAUUUCAAGUUUACCUCAAGAUAUAGGUUCACCUUGAUUAACUUUUAUUGUGACUAGAAUAUGAGUGUUCGCGUUAGCAUACUGGCUGUUCUUUCACUACAUGUAUGUAAAAUCAAUGGAGGACGCCACGUAAACGAUUGGCCACACUCAUGUCAAGCCAACUUUAGAAUAGGACCCCAAAGAUGUGAACCAUGUGAGUCUGGUAGUUAUGGCCGUAACUGUUCAGAACCGUGUCCCUAUGGUACAUACGGUCAGGGAUGUUACCAUGUUUGUGAUUGUUCUGAUGAACAAUUCUGUGAUCCUGUAGUAGGUUGUACCAACAACAGUAGGACUGUAGAUAUAACAACAGCGUUUGAAGUAACACAUUCGUCUGUAGUUACCCUUUCUUCUUCUUCAAAUACUGCCAAUCAACACAACACACACACGGAGUCCGGGGUUACUCCCCUACAGAGCCUCACCACGUCUCUGAUUGUGUCCAUUAUGACCGUCAUCGUCUUCAGCACGAUAUGUGCCUGUAUUAUUAUCAGAGUAAGCAAACGGUUUUACAAGCGUGAAUAUCGAAAACUACAAAAUCUUUGGCAAUCCAACGAGUCGACAGCUGGGGAUUCAAACAUAUACUCUGUGUACGAUUACACUGGCUCCUUUGUCGCUCCGAGCAGUACUCUCCCACCGAUACUUGAUAACAACAUGUACGACCAGUCGGACCAGUCCAACACAGUCACCUACAAUAUUCUCUCCCUCAGGAAUUUCCCAUCGACAAUAAAUGACUAUGACGAAGACUGUAAUUCAGUCAUGCUACCGCCUCGUUCAAAGUUCAGUGGUUGUGAAAAUGAAAAAAGAGAGUCUGACUUCGAUAUAGAGCCAGAGUGCCUAUUGAAUCUGUUCAAAAAGGAGGAGGGCGAUAAGGCACCUUGUCGCUCGUCUAAUCCGGAUAUUAUGCAAUCCGAACUCGAUGGGGAAAAAGGAUCGUAUCAUAGUACGAGUUUUUAGUUAAUAAUGGUUAUUGUAUGUACGUGUCCUUUGGUUUUUUUGUUUUUUGGGGAAAUUGGACGGUUUUAUUCUGCUGAAAUAUUAUAUAACAUUGACAGAUUAAAAGUGAAAUACAUGUACAUGUACAUGGCUAAAUGUUUAUUAGGUUAAAAAAAAUUGUCGGGAAAACAGGAAGAUUUGCAUCAUCAAAUUGAUAUC